GCAUCCUCAAGUUCGUCAAGCUCCAUACGAAGCCGAACACUGACGAAAAGUCAAAAAUGUCAUAAGUUAAGGCUCAGCUUUCAAUGGUCAUUGGAGUUGGUCACUGAGAUCCAUCGAAGAGGCGACCCCUUGCGAGAACAUACAGGGGAAAACGAAAACGACGGGUGGAAAGGGGAGAGCUUUGAAGGGGGUCUCUUCCGUUCAGAGUCAGCGACCAAUGAAUGCGUUAAAUAAGGACACUACUGCUUGUGCUACACGACAAGAACAAGGUCGUGAAAAUUGUUCUGAUUUGCCCGACGACAGCAGUGGAGAUCUUGUACCUGUAGGAUUUCCUCUUACUAGUUGUACAAGUACAGCCACGUCGUUACAACUAGCAUCUUUACCCAAUGUUGCAUCACCUUCUCCUUCGCCGACUCCUUCACUGACAGCGUCUGGUAGUGACGCCUCGCCAGCACACAGCGCACCACCAAGUCCACGUUCAUCACCCGAAAGGCAGAGCAGCCCAGCGCGAAGCUCGAAGGCUCCUAGAGGACGCGUCGUGGCUCUCUCGGAUCAUCAGGAUGUCGAUGUUGGUGAAGACGAGGAGGUGGUUUCAACAUCUUCAUCCGCGACCGCGACAUGCCGAAUUCCGC
Molecule: messenger RNA, 632 nt
Organism: Amoebophrya sp. A25
Lineage: Eukaryota; Dinophyceae; Syndiniales; Amoebophryaceae
Source: the annotation of a GenBank genome assembly